GGGCCAGAUGCUUGGUUUCCUGAGGGGAGCGGCAUCUAGGGUCUUAAAUGAAUGGGGCCCCCAGCCAUGGCCCUGUCCCUGCCUCUGGGCCCUAGACUUGGCUCAGAGCCCCUCAGCCACCCACCGGGAGCACCUAGGGAGCCGGACAUUGUUGGAUGCACCGUCUGCCCCGCGUCCGGAGAGGAGAGCACGAGCCCAGAGCAGGCCCAGACCCUGGGACAGGACUCCUUGGGCCCUCCUGAGCACUUCCAGGGUGGGCCAAGGGGCAAUGAGCCUGCCGCUCACCCCCCAAGAUGGUCAACACCCUCUUCCUACGAGGACCCAGCUGGGGGCAAACACUGUGAGCACCCCAUUUCUGGCCUGGAGGUACUAGAGGCUGAGCAGAACAGCCUGCACCUGUGCCUGCUGGGGCUGGGCCGCCGGCUGCAGGACCUGGAGCAAGGCCUGGGGCACUGGGCAUUGGCCCAGAGUGGGAUGGUGCAGCUGCAGGCCCUCCAGGCGGACCUACGAGGGGCAGCUGAGCGUGUGGAGGCGCUGCUAGCGUUUGGUGAGGGGCUGGCACAGCGGAGUGAGCCCAGGGCCUGGGCAGCCCUGGAGCAGAUCCUGCGGGCCCUGGGAGCUUACCGAGACUCCAUCUUCCGGCGGCUCUGGCAGCUGCAGGCCCAGCUGGUCAGCUACAGCCUGGUAGGGCCCAUCUUGAUACCCCCCACCCAACCCAGGCCCCAACCUCAUAGCCUCCAUGACCUCUGUCCUUUGACCCAGGUGUUCGAGGAGGCCAACACGCUGGACCAGGACUUGGAGGUCGAGGGAGACUCGGACUGGCCAGGACCUGGUGGGGUCUGGGGGCCCUGGGCACCCAGUAGCCUCCCCACUUCCACAGAGUUGGAGUGGGAUCCGGCGGGGGACAUUGGGGGCCUUGGGCCCUUGGGACAAAAGACAGCCCGGACACUAGGAGUGCCCUGUGAGCUGUGUGGCCACAGGGGGCCCCAGGGCAGGGGACAAGGCCUUGAGGAAGCAGACACCUCUCACUCCCGACAGGACAUGCUAGAGUCUGGCCUCAGCCACCAGAAACGCUUAGCAGGUCACCAAAGACGCUCCCUGCUCCGGAAGCCUCAGGACAAGAAGAGGCAAGCAUCUCCUCAUCUCCAGGAUGUGAGGCUGGAGGGGAAUCCAGGGGCCCCCGAUCCUGCAUCCAGGCAGCCUCUGACCUUCCUCCUAAUCCUCUUCCUCCUCUUCCUCCUCCUGGUGGGUGCCAUGUUUCUCCUGCCCAUGUCAGGAGGCCCCUGCUGCUCUAACGCCCGAAUACCCAGGACACCCUACCUGGUGCUCAGCUAUGUCAAUGGUCUUCCCCCAGUCUGAUGUGUGAAAUAAAUGGUCAUUGUCAAA
Molecule: messenger RNA, 1386 nt
Organism: Pan troglodytes (chimpanzee)
Lineage: Eukaryota; Metazoa; Chordata; Mammalia; Primates; Hominidae
Gene: SYNE4
Product: spectrin repeat containing nuclear envelope family member 4
Exons: 8
Coding region: 52-1359 (435 amino acids)
Biological process (GO): establishment of epithelial cell apical/basal polarity
Cellular component (GO): nuclear envelope; nuclear outer membrane; meiotic nuclear membrane microtubule tethering complex
Source: RefSeq, a predicted model, not a curated record